Molecule: messenger RNA, 2420 nt
Organism: Grus americana (Whooping crane)
Lineage: Eukaryota; Metazoa; Chordata; Aves; Gruiformes; Gruidae
Gene: FAM228B
Product: family with sequence similarity 228 member B
Exons: 9
Coding region: 224-937 (237 amino acids)
Source: RefSeq, a predicted model, not a curated record
GGGGGUGCCGCCAUCUUCUCCGCGGUUGGGCUUUGGCGGUGGUGGUUUCUGUCGCAGCCACUUACGGCCUCUCUUGGGGCCUCCUGGAGCCUCGCCGGAACCGCUUGUCCAGGGAUUUACAGCAUCCUUAUCUCAGAAGAGCAAAACUGCUUUGAGUGGAAGGAAGUCUGCAAAAGAUGGCCUGAAGCAGGAGCCUGUGGCACCUUUGCGGACUAGUCCAACAAUGUGUAGUGUGAAUAGCUCAGAGACUCCCCGGCUACUAAGAUUUACGUGUCCGAGAUCUGUGAGGGAACACGAUCAGCAAAGGCCUUGGCAGGCAGUACCUGAUGAAAGUCGAGACAUCAUUGCUUCUGCUCAGUGCAUCUUGGACAGGGAAAAUUAUUUUGUGAGGGAGGUGGACAGAUAUUUGAGGCACAAUGAUUUCUUAAAUCUGAGAAAGAAGGAGAUCCUGUACAAGAAGUGGCUUAAGGAUGUUUCAGAGCCACUGCUGCAGAAAAUUGAGGACAAAAUGGACAGCCAGUCAAGCGAAGAAAUACGGAAAAGGAAAGAACAGCAACUCUCUCUCUAUUUAAACUACUGUGAAAAGAAGGGCUAUGUGGCUUUGGAAGUGUAUGACCCAUCAGAGUACGAUCCGUUCUUCCUGAAGACGUGUACAGACUGCUGGAAGGUUUCAAUACCAACAUUACCGGAUCCUCUGUUAAAAGACAUUCAAAGAAAGUUUGUUGAGACAGGCGUUAUCAAACAGUGCGAGACAGGAAGACCGUGUUCUACCAGAGAGCUGAAGGAACUCAGUAAAGCAGAACUGCUUCCUUUGAGCCGGCAACAUAUGGAUGCAGUUGAGUGGCUGAAGAUACCACACGCCUACAUUGCUAGUGAUGUCCACCAAACGAAGAGGAGGAAAGUCCUCAGCCGCCACAAAAAUGGUGAGAACCAAUGAUGUCACCUGCCCUCCAGCUGACUGCAGCAGCAGGCACAGCCAUCAGAAGGUACCAUUUGCAAAAUGUAUGUUACCUCUUCUGCCACAGCAAGCGAUAACCGGCCAGGUCUUCUGGCAAACCACAAUAAACUCAUUGUCUUGAACACGUAGUUCUGAAGUACUGUUACCCAGCAGCCACAGAAAUGUUUGUGAUGCUGCGCUGGUUAUUUCCAGCUCCUGUCCAUGCUCUACAGGCCAAAACCUACUAUUUUAGGAGGUUUAACUUAGGCUCAGCCCUACAAAGACAGUGCUGAUGGUCUCUGGUUUAUAGGGUGACACUGUCUUUGUAUUAGAGAUGAACUGGUGAGAAAAAUUAGAGAAGUCUGCUAGGCCCCUCUUCUACGCAGUGCAGCGUUGAGGUGUUAUGUGCAGCUCUGGCUACAGCUACAGCUCUGACUCUGCUCUAUUUCGUAUUACAAGAAGCGUGAAUGUCAGCAGUGGACAGAGGGAAUGGGAAAGCUUGCAAAAUUUUAGCUACAAUUUAGCUGUUGCAAUUGUGCAUGAAGCUGACAGGUUUAAGAAUUAAACCCUCUCUUUGAAUGAGAAGGAGGAGAAGGCGGCACUCCUGGCUAUGUGCAUGGUUAGCAGAUGUGUACAGAAGAAUGGCUUAGAAAGCACUGAUAAGAAAAUGAUGAUUUGGGUUUGUUUGUUCAAAUCUUUAUCAUAACUCCCAUAGUGAAUGUCUUGCAAAAUAUUAUUUGCAAAAUAACGUUAGGGUACUACCAAGGUUUCAAAGGACCUUCUGUUGGAGGCAGUGUACAAGCAGUAAAUCAGUGUUCCAAAAAGGCAGGAAAUAAUUAGGGGAGAGGAGAUGGUAAGUGUUCUUGUACAAAGGUGUCUGGCACUUCUGUCGCUCAGCACAGACUCUCUGAAAAGCUGUCAGUGCCCUACAAAUUGGUUUCUCUUGUGUUCCGGUGCGGUCCCUGCCUCCCUGUGAGUGUGACUGCACAGCAACACCAGCAUCAAAGCCUGAAAACAGAAUUUUCUCUAUACUUGUUCAAGAAGCUCCAAACUCCCACUGUACAGACACAAUCUCUCAAGAGUUGCCCAGAUUUAAUUUUAUUUAGGAUUAGAAAUACUGAACCACAGAAAACUGUUAAAAGUAACAGAGGUUGACUCAGCCCUGUAACAGGAGGGUACACAGAUGGCCACAGGGUGUGAAACUGUCAGACAUCAGGAGGUAUUGCUGCACCCAUGGAAAACAAGGGCAGGCGCAGCUCAGAACUGCAUGCUGUGCUUUUUCAACAAAGCCGUUUAAGGAGGCAGUAAAAUGGCUACAAUGUAUCAAACCCUUUAUAAACAAACUUUUUUUUUAAACCAUCCUUGAUUUCCUGCCAAGAGAAAGUUUUUGCUUCCAACCAAUCUCAUUUUACAGAUUUGUGUUGGGAUGUCAGUUCCCCCAAGCAAACCUUUUAAAUUUGUAAUAAACUUUUCCUGAAUUUAA